GAUCGUUGUGAAACAGUUAUUGUUAUGUUCUCGAUUUAAAUUUUGAAAUACCAAUAUAAAAUAUUAUUUUAAUUUUUUUCUUCGUUUAUAUAUAUUCAAAUACCUUCUCAGCGAUAAAUUAUUUCUACGUGACAGUUGUGUUCUAUGAUUUUUUUGUCACUCGUGGUAUUAUAACCUGUAUACAAAGAUUUUUAUAAAUGUUGGGUUAUUUUUGAUGUAAAGAUAAUUAAUAUAAAAAAUUCUUCAUUGCGUCUAAAGAUUUAUUUUAAGUAGUUUUCAAAUAAAAUUGUUAACAUGGAAGACCCAAUCUCAGCGCAUUUGAAAAAUUUAGUAGUCAGUAGUAAUGAAUGUUUGGAGUUGAAAUUAGUACGUGAUGUUAACGAUUUAGAAGAUGAUAGAACUUCGUUUAAACCAGAAAUGUCUCAUCAAAUAUUUGGAGACAGUGAAACUAUAUUUGGUUAUCUGGACUUGAAAGUGAAGCUGUAUUACUCGGCAGGUUCAUUAGAAACUUAUUUGGGUAUGACUUAUUCCGAGAAAGUAAAUAAGCUUACUUAUGAGGGAGUUGAAGCUGAUGAAGUAUUAUCAAAAGUUGCUGAGAAACUUACACCUAAUAUCCAUACUAAUCUAGAUUCCUUUGUUGAAUCUCUUAAAAAGGAUAGAACAUUCAGACCUUAUGGAGAACUACUUUAUUCUUUUUCAGUAAAUGAUAAUGGCUGUACAAGACAAUUCGAAGUUUAUAAAGCAGAUAUGACGUGUAAAGGCUUUAAAGAAUAUCAUCAACGUCUUCAAACAUUUGUUUUGUGGUAUAUAGAUGCUGCUAAUUUCAUAGAUAUUGAUGACGACCAAUGGCAUUAUUUUAAUAUGUUUGAAAAAUAUAAGUCAUCAUCUGGAUAUACUCAAUAUGGAACAAUUGGUUUUGCCACUGUUUAUCAGUAUUAUGCAUAUCCUCAUCAUACUAGACCACGUAUUGCUCAAGUAUUAAUUUUACCUUUGUUUCAAAAUAUGGGUCUUGGUACUCAUUUACUACGUGGUAUUUAUCGUGAGUAUAUAGGUAGAAAUGAAGUCAAAGAUAUAACAGUAGAAGAUCCAUCCGUUGGUUUUCAACGAAUAAGAGAUUAUGUAGAUGCAAUGAAUUGCAGCACAUUACCUAGUUUUUCACGAGAAUGUUUACUUCAAGGUUUCAAUAAAGCAAUGGUUAUUGAAGCUAGAGAAAAAUAUAAAAUCAAUAAGAAACAAGCACGUAGAGUGUACGAAAUUUUACGUCUGCGUAUAACAGAUACUUCAAACGAACAAGAAUAUCGUGAUUACAGAUUAGAUGUUAAAAAAAGACUGAAUAUUCCAUAUAAACGGGAACAAAAUGAUAUAAAAAAAUUAGAAUUAGUUCUGAAAAGCCUGAAUAAACGUUCUAAUAUUACAUUACCUGCACCAGAGCAACGUAUGAAAAUACUUGAGAAGUCGUACCGUGUUUUAGAAGAAGAUUAUAAGAAGGUCGUUAAACGUUUGGAAGAUGAAACUGAGUUAUGAAUUGCAUUAAAAUAUUGUUUCAUAUUAUAUAAGUACAUUUUUUAUAAUUAUAAAAUAGAUAUCGUUUAUAAGAUAAUGUAUAUAUACAUAAUAUAAUAUGUUUUUUUAAUAUAUUUAUUAUAUAUAUUCUU
Vespula vulgaris is the source of this 1655-nucleotide messenger RNA. RefSeq names its product histone acetyltransferase type B catalytic subunit (gene Hat1). Gene Ontology annotation, molecular function: histone binding; histone H4 acetyltransferase activity. The record is from RefSeq and is a predicted model, not a curated record. Gene Ontology annotation, cellular component: nucleus. Gene Ontology annotation, biological process: subtelomeric heterochromatin formation. The transcript has 7 exons. The coding region runs from base 295 to 1524 and encodes 409 amino acids. NCBI's taxonomy places the organism in Eukaryota, Metazoa, Arthropoda, Insecta, Hymenoptera, Vespidae.